Molecule: messenger RNA, 1419 nt
Organism: Salvia hispanica
Lineage: Eukaryota; Viridiplantae; Streptophyta; Magnoliopsida; Lamiales; Lamiaceae
Source: RefSeq, a predicted model, not a curated record
AUGGUCGAAGGGACUCUCACAGAUCCGGAGACAAAUAAGCAAGGGAUGCAGGUGAUGGGAAGACCUCCGGAUAAGACGGGGAUGGGGUUGGUAGAUCAUGAUGCGAUGGAGAUGGAGACGAGUGGAGACCCAACGGGGGGCGAAGAGCACCCUCUUUAUAGGAGCUUUGCACAUGUUGAUCCAGACACAGAGACCACACAUCAUAGCAUUGCUAGAACCUCACAAAGUGGUGAAACGGCUGAUAGAACCAUUAGAAAGAUCGGAUACCAGAAUGCUCAUAGAGUGGAAGCAACAGGGUUUUCGGGAGGAAUUUGGUUGUUGUGGAAUGAUUUUUGGAAGGUCGAUAUAAUAUCAACAACGACUCAAUUCAUUCACUGUCGAGUCUGGGACCAAAAUGAGACAAACUUUCUGUUCACUGCUGUAUAUGCACAUCCAACUCCUAGCCGGCGGGAAGAAUUAUGGCACCGACUAGCUGAACUUCAGAUAGACAGUACGCUACCAUGGGUGCUUUUGGGUGAUUUCAACUCUAUUGUACAGAGCUCAGAACGAAUGGGAGGCUCGACAAAUCGGACAGGGGUGAAUCACCAAUUUGUGCGAUGGAUUAUUAAUUCCAGGCUUAUGGAUCUUGGAUUUUUAGGGCCGAGAUUUACUUGGAAAAGAGGAAACCUUUAUGAACGACUGGACAGGGGACUUUGUAACACUGAUUGGAGAUUGGCCUACCCAGAGGCUUCAGUCUCACAUUUGAUACGUUAUCAAUCGGAUCAUAGACCUCUCCUUUUGGAUCUUUGCAGCUUCUCACCCAUUAGGGCUCCUAGACCAUUUCGUUUUCUUAGAGCUUGGAUGUCCCAUGAAAAGUAUGAUGAUUUUGUGAUGGAUAAUUGGGAUAGAAAUCAGGAUUUAAUGGAUAAUAUUCAGUCAUUUACAGAGAAGCUGCAGGUGUGGAACAGGGAAGUAUUUGGCAAUAUAUUCUGGCAGAAGAAACACUUAUGGGCUCGCAUCGCAGGUAUCCAACGAGUUCUAGAGCAUCGAUGCAUCCCACAUUUUGUAGAACUUGAGGCAGAGUUAAAGCAGGAAUUGGAUAAAAUCUUGUUGCGAGAGGAAUCUUUGUGGCAUCAGAAGUCACGCAGUGAGUGGCUUCAUCUAGGUGACAGAAACACCUCAUUCUUUCAUUUGCGCACUAUUAGGAGACGGAAGCGCAAUAGGAUAAAAAAACUCCAAAAUGAACUUGGUGAGUGGAUUGAUGAUCAAAAUUUACUUAAGGCAAUGGCAGUGUCAUUUUAUGAGAGGUUGUAUGAUGAGGAUGAGCUACACCGGCCUUUAUAUGUACAUCGAGGUCUUUUUCCGCCCCUAAGUAAUUUGCAGAUGGAGGAGGUCCAAAAGCCUUUUCGCUUUGAAGCCUUGGAAGGCCCCGGGAGUUGA